This is a messenger RNA of Calidris pugnax (ruff), 676 nucleotides long. RefSeq names its product outer dense fiber protein 3-like. The transcript has 6 exons. The coding region runs from base 23 to 676 and encodes 217 amino acids. Lineage: Eukaryota; Metazoa; Chordata; Aves; Charadriiformes; Scolopacidae. The record is from RefSeq and is a predicted model, not a curated record. Gene Ontology annotation, cellular component: cytoskeleton.
ACCGACCGCUUGCACCAGCCCCAUGGCUACUGCUGACCGAGGCUUUGGAGCCACCGGCGAAAGGGAUGGACCCUGGGUGGGCACCUGGAGACCCCACCGCCCACGGGGUCCUGUCCUGGCGCAAUUCACCAGCCCAGGACCCAAGUACACUGUCCUAGGGACAACAGGGCACCUGGCUCACAACCCCACCAAAGCCAAGGCCCCUGCGUACAGCAUCCCUCUGGCCAAGCUGCCCCCGCUCGCCAGCUGCUCCCCGGGACCACGCUACUUUGUGCCCCCCGAGAUCACCAGGAAGGGGAAGUACACCUCUCCCUCCCAGCACAUCUGCGGGCUCCCGAAGAUCAAGACGGAGAUCACCCCUGGGCCCAGUGACUAUGCCACCGAGAAGGCCACCAGGCAGAUCUUCAAACGCCCGCCGGAGCAGCACAUGGUGUUCCGGCACAAGGAGACACAGAGCCAGACGCCAGGUCCUGGUGCCUACACGCUGCCCAGGCUGGUGGGGCCCAACACCGCCUACACCACCGCCAGCCCCUGCUACACCGUGGUGGGCAAGAAGAAGCGUGGUGGAUUUGCCGAGGACCUCGCCAGGGUGACGCUGAUCAAGCCCGAGGCACCCGCUUCCACCUUUGGGCUCCGUCACUCACUCUAUACAACUCCUCUGAUUGUGCCUCCCUGA